Messenger RNA from Closterium sp. Yama58-4, 2496 nucleotides. The record is from the annotation of a GenBank genome assembly. NCBI's taxonomy places the organism in Eukaryota, Viridiplantae, Streptophyta, Zygnematophyceae, Desmidiales, Closteriaceae.
AUGACACGAAUUCCACUACUUCCUGCCGUCGAGUUUUAUGAGCACUUCCGAAUUGAAAGACCAGUCUUCAACUACUUGUGCGAGCGCUAUGCACUCUACAGGCCGACGGCAAACAACAGUACCCUCUCCCACGCUUUCGUUCUGGCCUUGGCAUUAACUCGAAUGGCUCAUGGCUGGAACUACCGUGCGCUCGCGUUAGCAUUCGGGAUCAGUAGGCAACAUGCCCUCCGUGCUGUGAACGACUUCCACACCUUCGUUCAAGUAGACUUGACCCCUGAAUGGGUCGUCUGGCCCACCGAGGAUGAACUUGCGCAGAUGGAAGCCGAGUUCCGCUACGAGAGUGGCAUACCGGGCGUAGUCGGUGCAAUUGACGGAACUUACAUCCGUUGUCGUGGAAUUGGUGACCAUGCAGACGACUUUCGUAAUAGACACGGCACAAUCACAGUCAUUUUGCAAGUAAUCUGCGACUCCAUAGGCAUGAUAUACGACUUCUACGUUGGAUGGCCCGGGUCGGUCAAUGAUGCAAGAGUGUGGCAAAACUCGCCGGCCCGGGUGCGCAUAGAGCAAGGCGAACUACACGAUCGAGUACUUGUGGGAGAUGCAGCCUAUGGCCUACGGGCAUACACCUACACACCCUACAGGGCAGCCGCUGAAGAGAACGUCAACGAUGUCGACCGCGCGUAUCCCCGUUACAAGCAGUCUUAUUACAGGGAGAGCAGCGUUGUGGCUGGCACUGUUGUUGAGGAAGAAAGGAGAGGAGGAGGAAAUGGAACGGAGGAAAAGGAUGGCGCCGGGUUGGGGAUUGAUGACGACUACGAGGAGGAGCUGAGACUGCUGCACUCACAGGUGUGUGCAGUGACCGUUGACGCCAGCACAGUGCUCCUAGCAGAAAUAAGGUUGCGCCGACUGCUGCAGGCACGCAAGCAGCGGGAGGCGGUGUGGUUUGUCUCGACAUGGCGCAGGUCGCAUCUGCGUCUGAGCAACACGAGAUGGCCCCCAUCCAAUCGGCGGGCUGCUGAGCUGGCAACAGCCUAUAGGAUUCCUCCACACACGCCUUUUCAUAUUGCUACAGAAUGGAAGGGAAUGCGAACAGAGGGUGUCCCUAGCAACAAGCAACAGAACGCAAGCAUGGCGAUACUGGGAGGUGGUGAUGACGCGUCAUCAGUGGGAAGCGAUGACGUGGCAGCAGAGGGAAAUGGUGACGUGGCAGCCAUGGGAGAUGAUGACGUCAUCAUUGUGUUGUUCGUGCACAACCGGCCGGCAUAUCUCAACCGCACUCUGGAUGCUCUGAGCAAAGUGGACGGCAUACAGAACGUGCUGCUUAUAGUCAGUCACGACGGCUUCUACCCCUCCAUGCACGCCCUGGUCCGCUCAAUCUCCUUCUGUCGGGUCAAGCAGCUUUACUUCCCCUUCUCACCGCACCUCUUCAACGGAACCUUCCCAGCAGCUUCUGCCGCCGACUGUCGUGGCAAGUCAAGGCGGCCGUGGGAAACCAAGGCAGCAGGAGCUGAGCAGUGGGAGCAGUGGGAGCAGUGGGAGCAGUGGGAGCGUAAUAAGCUAAGACGGGGCAUGCGGGAAGAGCGCAGGGCAGGAGGAUGGUUUGGUGGCUUCGGGCAUGGUGUGAGCGAGGAGGAGAAGGUGGGGAAGGAGGAGAAGGAGGAGGAGGGGAAGGUGGGGCAUGGGGUGCCGUGUUGGGGCCAGGCGGAUGAAUUCGGGUCAUUCCGCGAACCAAAAAUCGUCUCACUAAAGCACCACUGGUGGUGGGUGCAGAACACUGUGUGGGACGGGCUGCCAGAGACCAGGGCAUUCAACGGCCACAUGCUCUUCAUAGAGGAGGACCACUGGCUCUUCCCCAACGCACUCAGCCACCUGCGCGCUUUGCUAAGCGCCAAGCGCCGCGGGCGCUGCGACGAGUGCAUCACUGCAGGGCUGGCGCCUGUUGAUGUGGGAAUGGUGGAGGAUAAGGAGGAGGAGGUGGGAGAUAAGGAUUCGAGGCGGAGAGGGCACUUCACGGCGGAGAGGCUGGGUAACGUGGGGUACAGCUUCAACCGCAGUGUAUGGGAGAUGAUGCACUCCCUGGCAGAGGAGUUUUGCCACGUGGACGAAUACAACUGGGAUUGUUCCAUGUGGCACCUGAUCUCCCACCACAUGCCAUCCGCUCGCAUGCUGAGGUGGCACCGUGCCAGUGCGCGGCAUUUUGGCGAGUGUGGACUGCAUGGUGAUGAGACUGGGCAAUCAGGUGAAAUGGAGAACGCAGAUGGGGAUUUAGAUACCAAUGGUAGCGAUAGUUCUUUUUCACAAACCCCGUGUGGUGCGGGGGGUGAUGAAGUGUUUAAGCUAACAGAGCAAGACAAGAAGGAUUCAAUUGUUAAAGAUGCGCAUGUGGUCUUUCCUCCAGUCCUCUCAGUGCCAGUUGUUAAGGGGUAUGGUGGUUGGGGUGAUGGUAGGGAUAUUGCACUUUGCUUACAUAUUGCAAGCAUGUACCGAUACUGUUAA